AUGACCACCGACUUGGACCCAGACGCUGAGCGUUUAAGUGACGGCAUUCGAGGCCGCAACAAGAAGUCGGACACCUUCUCCGAAGUAGAAAGCGGAAACUCUAUCCCCGAUACCAUCUCCAACAGCUCCUUUUCAGCUUCAGCUUCGGAUCCCGAAAUUGACCUGUCCUCCGUCUCCGAGAAGACUGCAACCAAGAAGGACAACAGGACCAAAGCGGCACGCUCCAGUGCAGCUGCUGUCGUCCAUUGGUGCCAGUCGAUGCGUCUACAGUUCGGUGACGGUCUUUUGCUCCAGAUCUUCUUUGUCUACUUGACCCAGGGGAUCCGGAGUACACUUUGCUCCCUUGGCACGAGUUACUAUCUGAACGAGACAAUGGCAUUACCGCCUGCCCAGUCCGAGUCCUUACGUGCCACUGCUGCAAUUCCGUGGAUCAUUAAACCGCUCUAUGGUCUACUAUCAGACAGCGUGCCGAUCUGGGGAACCCGUCGCAAGUCCUAUCUCCUCAUCUUCAGCGCCAUCUCAGCUGCUGCUUACUUUGCUCUCUCUGUGCCUGGACUCAUUACGACGUACGAGAGCGCGUUGGCUGCGCUCGUAGUUGCAAGUCUUGGUAUCGCGUUUUGCGACGUGGUCAUUGAUGGAAAAGUCGUGGAAGCAGCACGCAGUGAGCGGGAGGACAUGGCCGGGAACUUGCAGACGCUGUCGUGGAUCUCGCUCUCGAUCGGGUCGGUCUUGGGCUCAAUGGUUGCAGCCUACGCGCUCAAUAGCUUUGGGCCACUCGGGGUCUUCUUCAUAACGGCCAUGGGUCCGCUGAGCGUGAUGCUGAUCUCCAGUCAAAUUGAAGAGACGACGUACAUGCCGCAAGAAGACUUGGGGUUCCUCCAGACUGUACUAGACCAAUGCCGGGCCCUGGCAUCGGUGGUAGUCGACCCUAUCUGCUGGCGUCCCAUGCUCUGGAUUUUCCUGUCCAAUGCGUUGCCCCCUAGUGUCGGUGAAGCCAUGUUCACAUUCAAGACAGCCGAGUUGGGCUUUUCCAAAUCGUUUCUAGGCUUCAUCUCCACCGCUGGCAGCUUCACGCUCUUAGGCACAACCGCCGUCUACAAUGCCUAUUUCCGUGACAUGCCAUUUCGCCGCAUGUUCUUCCGUAUCCAGCUGGCAUCAGCUUGCGUAUCGCUCGCCGAGUUUGUCCUCGUCUCUCGUGUAAACUUGGAGUUUGGGAUGAGUGACCGGUUUUUCAUCUUUGGCGACGAGAUCCUCUCAGACGUCGUUGCUCGACUGAAGCAUAUGCCUUCGCUCGUCCUGUGUGCCAAGAUAUGUCCGCCAGGUAUCGAGGGCACCAUGUUUGCACUGCUCAUGUCCAUCUACAACUUCUCGUGGUCCGUCGCUUCAUACGGUGGAUCAUGGCUGUGCAGCUACUUGCAGAUCUCCAAGACAAACUUUGCAGGGCUUGCCACUGCGGUGAUCAUCCGCAGCGUGGCAAAAGUUGUGCCGCUCUUGCUGCUCUUCAUGGUACCUGCGACAAUCGGGAUCAGCAGCUCGUCCUCCCUAGCGUCCAACACGAAGGCUACUCGAACCAGAAAACAUAGCGAGAGUGCUAGUGACAGUGCGAGCGACAGUGCCGUCGAGCUCAACAUACAGACGUGA
Molecule: messenger RNA, 1641 nt
Organism: Peronospora matthiolae
Lineage: Eukaryota; Oomycota; Peronosporomycetes; Peronosporales; Peronosporaceae
Source: the annotation of a GenBank genome assembly